Monopterus albus (swamp eel) is the source of this 6585-nucleotide messenger RNA. Its product is annotated as amphoterin-induced protein 1-like. NCBI's taxonomy places the organism in Eukaryota, Metazoa, Chordata, Actinopteri, Synbranchiformes, Synbranchidae. The record is from RefSeq and is a predicted model, not a curated record. Gene Ontology annotation, cellular component: membrane. The transcript has 4 exons. Gene Ontology annotation, biological process: brain development. The coding region runs from base 3083 to 4606 and encodes 507 amino acids. Gene Ontology annotation, molecular function: protein binding.
CGAGACCUGGAGAGAGAUGCGGCCAAAGUUACUUCACUGUAAAGGCAUCGCGUAGUUUGUGGAAAAGACAGUUUCGCAAAGGCAUUCUCCAGAGAAGAGGCUGAUUUCAUCUUGCUGAUGGAAUGCUGUCAUCUAGGAUGGCUGUUACCCUAACCUACUGCCACCACCACAGAGCUGAACCUCAUUUAUAAUUCACUAGAGAACUGUAAAUCCUCCCAGAGCAGAGCAACCAUCGUCCAGGUCACCGCCUAUCAGCCCGGCUAAUGAUACAUCUCGACCGAAAGCAGUUUAAACGAUGCACUCUGAAGCUAGAAUCAGUAGACAGCGAGGAUUCUAAUGAAGACUGUGCAUAUUGAAAUACUACAUUCAUAACAGACUAUGCUGGAUUUUGACCCUGAAGGUAGGGAAGCAAAUGACACACACAUUCACUUAAUGGCCAUAGACUGUAGCUUAGGAGGCAAGGACUGAAAAAAGCCCAAAACAAACAGGCGUCUUCAUUUCUUCUGUUCAUAAUCCAUUUUGAGGGCACUGUAGAAGUUUGACUGGUUUGUUGAAUUGCAUACUAAGAUAAGAUGGUUUCUGAUGCAGUAUAAAAGGAAACAGAAGUCUGGUUCGUUUUCUGGUGAGUCGUUUAUAAUGUUUGGUGUCUAGAACAGCAGUUGAAAUGUUUGCUAGUGACUGUUUGGUAGCAGUUAGCUUGAAUUAGCCUGAGUAGAUGAAGGAUUGUGUUGGGUGUGUGGGUACAGGGUGAUUCUGGGAUGCUAGAACAGACUGUUGAGCCUUCUCGGUGUCAUGGGGCCAGCUCAACGAAACACCAGUUAGUGAGAGGGGCCCCACCUGAUGACCCUGUAGACUUGCCUUCACUCCUACACCCACACAGAACUUAUACUGGUGUUGGCGAUAAUAUGGCUACAGUCCCACUGGAAAUGUUAAGGGUCAGUUAGGUCUGGAAAAUAGUGUUGCUUAUUGUGGGACUCUGAAGGUUUAUGACAGCAUGACCUGACACCCCCCUCUUUUGGACCAAAUAACAGGUAAACGUCACUUUACUCAUAUACUGAAUGCUCUCCCAUUCUCUGGCACAUUUAACUGAGACAGGAUGUGAACAUGGAUCCCUGCCAACAUCCAAGAUGACUAAAGAUGACAGCAGAUAUUACUCAAGUUACAGCUUUCUAUAUGAGCUAAUCGAUAUAUAGCAUUUUCCCCUGGGACAUUCAAAAAAGGUUUCAGUCUACUUCUAAUUUGUUAGAGUUCAUAUUGAUUAAGCCACGUUCUGACACAUUCAUCACAUCCCUGAAAGCAUUAGUCAUUUAACAUUAUUAAGUAAGAAGGAAAUGUGAGAGGAAAAGGGAAAGCUAGCAUAAAUAUACCUGUUAGUAUUUACUACGCUCAUAAUUUAUCAUCCCUGUCAUUCAUUACCAAUGAAUAAUUUAGCAAAUAUAUGAAAAAGUGUAGAUGAUAGUGGCCCUUUAUUUUAAUAAUUAGUAUGACUCUUGUGGCACAGUAGUACUUUGCAGUCAUAGCAGCCUAUAAGAACUCCACAUAUAUUUGUUGCUUGCUAUAUGAUGAUGUUUUAUCUUCCAUCAAACUAAAGCUUAUAAAUGGAUUUUAAAGCUGCAUUUUUCUCUAAUUUAUACAGGCACAUUUGUUUAUUAGAUUGACUCUGUAAUAAAAAUAUAUAUAAUAAAUUAAAAACUUUAGUAAUUUGGUUUAUUUAACAGUCAUUAACUGAAAUGAUUGCAAGGCCAUGAUGGCAUACAAAACUUGCUGUUAAAUGAAACCUGUAAAAAAAAAUAUAGAAGCUUUAAAUCUGGUGUACAGCUUGUAGGGCUUUUUAAAACAAAUUUAUACAUUUAUUUACUUAUCAAUCAUUAAUUGCUCUGAGUGUAACUUUUCUGCCAAUUCUGCAAACUGUUUUAAAUCAUCACUUGAUUUAGAUUUCAGUCUGUUUAGGAUUGCUUUUGACAGGACAUGGACAAGAUUUUGGGGUUUUAUUAAAUGUCUGUGGGAUCUGGUCAAAUCAAAUUCACUGUUUAUUUAUAUGGCAUAUUUAAAAACAAGGAGUUGAAAGAGAGAAGCACCAGGGGUUAACAAGCAACCAGCAGUUAAUUUCUCUCCCCUACAAGGUGAUUCCAAAGCUGAUCUCUAACAGUGAUCUGCUGCAUUACAAGAAGGCAUAAGCCUGAAUUACCAGAGCAGUCAUGAAAUGUCCAUUCCGAGUGUUUUAUCACAGGACAGGGCUCUUGUGUGGGCCGACCUGGACACACUGCUGCAUGCAGAUCACGUCCUGUGCUGACGAUCUCUGCAGCUGCAGUUCACACGCAGUGAGCGUUUGCCCUAUCCUUCACCAGAGCAAUAACCAGAAGGAAAUGCUUCAUCAUUGCACCAUCACGCUGAGCGAGCCAUUCUAGGUUAAUAUGUGUUAUUAAUGGAAGAAAAUGAAACCAUUCCCUAGGACCGUCCUUUGUUUUAGGAAAAUCUACUGAGCACCGACAGAAGACAAGAGGCACGAUCAUCUCAAAAACAAUAUAUUCCCCAGAUGUUUAGCACACUGCACGAAGAGCAACAUGUUGGUGAAAUAUUUUAAUGUGGCUAAUUUCCUACAAAUAACGUGGCGUUGUUGUGGCCGUCAAUACAAAGUGUACUUAACCAGCUCAGGAUGAAGUGAAAUCCCACUUGUUAUUUUUGAUCCACAGCCUAGUCGUGUCCUUUUUUGAGUAAGCAGCACUGUGUGAAUGAGAGUGGGAGAGAAAGGAAAUGUGACACAGUCCCGGACUGCCAUUUGCGCCCCUCGGAUCAGCUGUCAGAUGGUGGAGACCGCAGACAGGCUUUUCCGGUCAGUUUGAGCCAGUAGAAAGUUCCCCUACGUCGUGAUGAUAAACAGAAAAGACCGGUGAUUAGAGCAGAUCGCUGCUGCUGCUGUGGGUUGGAUGAGGUUGUUAUGUAGUGGAUCAUCCCCAAGACUGGACUGUUAAAGGUCCCCUCCUUUCUGCUUCGGAUCUUAAGAAACCGACCAAAGCUCCAGGACUCUGCACUGUGAUGACUAGGUGAACACUUUCAGGCUCCUGCAGUUUGCAAUCCAUACAUGAUGGCUGGCUCACUCUGUAUUGCCCAUCCUGCCAACGAAGCAGUGCUAAAAACAAGGAGCUUUAUCAGAGUUCUACCCCUGGCUUUGCUGUUGGGGGUCAGUGUACAGCUGUUGGGGAGCCCCCUGGACUGCAGCAAGACCUGUGUGUGUGCCAGCAACAUUGUCAGCUGUUCCAGGAUGAAUCUAACCAAUGUUCCCACCACUCUUCCUCAGUACAUAGCGGUUCUGGAUCUCAGCUUCAACUCCAUCAUUAAGCUGCUUGCUGGGUGGGCCCCUGAAGAACUCAACACACUGCACACUCUGAUGCUCAGCCACAAUGGCUUAAAUUUUCUCUCGUCUGAGGCAUUUGCGCAUGUGAAAAAUCUUCGUUACCUGGACCUGUCCUCUAAUGACCUCCGCAUGCUGGAUGAGUUCAUCUUUGAGCAGCUGGAGCAGCUGGAGGUGCUGCUGCUUUACAACAACCGCAUCUCUCAGAUAGAUCGCACUGCCUUCUCGAGCCUCCUCGAGCUUCAGAGGCUCUACCUCAGCGGGAACCAGAUCUCUCGCUUCCCCUUGGAACUGGUGAAGGAGCGGAGCCGGAUGAAAAUGCUUAGACUGCUGGAUGUGUCCUCCAACCGAAUCAAAGCCUUGCCCCUCCAUGAGCUUCAGGCUCUGCCUGCCUGGCUCAAGAAUGGUCUGUACUUCCACAACAACCCUCUGUCCUGCAGCUGUGAGCUGUAUGAUGUUGUGGCACACUGGCAGCUCAAGGAGCUCAGCUCUGCCAUUGACUUCAGGGACAGCCACACCUGUGUGUUACCAGGCCCGCAGAAAGAGAAAAUGUCCAUACUGGAUCUGGACAAGGUCAGUUUGAACUGCAGUGAGGUCAAAAUUAUGGAUGAAGUAGCCUAUCUGGAGCAGAAGCUGGUGCUGGAUUGCGACACCAAGCAGAAGGACUUGACGAAGACCUGGGCACUGCCAGGAAACAUCCUAGUGUCUCAAGCAAACAAGACUGCUGUGAUGCGCCGUGAUGGGAGCCUCGAGAUCGGGCCCCUGGAGUUAGAAGACUCAGGGGUGUACACCUGCUACGCCACAAGCGACUCCAUCAAUGAGACAUUGUAUGUAACUGUAGUGGUGCUUAAUUCCACCAUGAGUGGUGGAAUAGAGAACAUGAAAACAGCCUACACCACCCUGGUAGCAUGCUUGGUCAGUCUAGUGAUGGUUCUCCUCUACCUCUAUUUCACACCCUGCCGCUGCACUUUUUGUCCAGGACAUGGCCUGGACAAGAACAGCCCCAGAGACAGCCUCCACUCUUCAACCAUCAGCAUCCCUCAGGCACACGAGGAGACCGGGCAAGAAAAAGUGGAAGGAGGAGGCUUCCCCUACAGACAUGUGGCCUUACUGCAAUGCAAAGAUCAGCUCGAACAGAACGGGAGGUUGAACCCAAAAGUCAAAGAAGACAAGGACCGGAAGGGUGACGACAGGGAGAGAAGGCAGUCAGAGUCCGUCAGCUCUGUGUGCUCUGAUACCCCCAUGAUGCUGUAAAAGUCAGCAGCUUCACCCAUGUGGAUACAUCACAAAAUAAAAACAAGCCUGAAUGCUUUGAAUGUGAGCAAGAUUCAAAAGUACAGUAAGUAUCCUCCAAACAAAGUUAAAGCCUUAUCUGUCUCUCACAGUCUGUGGCACUGUUGCAGUAGCAUGUACUGUUGAUAAAAAAAAAGUAUAAAAUAAACUAUUAGUGUAAUGUCACACAAAUGAAUCAUGUUAAUGUGUAGAAAUGUGGUUCAAAUUGUUUAUGACCUACAGUAUUUCAGUGAAUGCAUUUACUGUAUUUCAUACAGGAUUGAAAUGUAAAGGAUCACAAUUUCAUUGCAAAAAGUAGCAUUUGAGAAGAUACAAAAACUAUAUUUUUGUCAGGAGACAUCAAAAACGUUUUUACUGCUGUUAUUAUUUUCACUAGUCUUUUGCUGCAAAGUACUGGCUGUCCCUGCACGAAGUCGCUAUGCAAAAAAAAUGAGACAAAGAGCAUUAAAGCAUUUCUGGAUGUUGCUGUUCCUUAGUUUAGCUUGCUUCUGAAUAACCCAAGGCUGCACUUUAAAUAAAAGUUACUGUAGUCAGCAUUUUUUUGCACUGGGAGUCGUCACUACACGAAGUUGUUCAGUAUUUAUGCCUUAUUUGACAUUCCUGGUUGGUUUGAUUGGCCUUUUCAGGGCAUUGCACUCUUGUUUUACUACUCUUAUGCAAUCUCAUUAAUUGAAAUUUGUUUAGAUUUGUGUGUGAUUUAAUGCUGAAGUAAUACUGUGUGGUUUUCACUAACUGGCCUUUUAUUAGAGUGUUUUUUUUAAUAUUGCUUUGCCAAAAUCUCUAAACCUUCUGUUUUACCAUACAUUUUGGAUUCAGGAUGAUCACAGACUUAUUAACACACUUUUGUCAUACAUUGUACUUUUACUGUAAAUCACUUUAGUUACCUAUUAAAUGAGAUUUGUUUCUCAGUAACAAGAUAAUAGGGAGAGAUGGUUCAUCCAGGCAGUUCUUCAUACUGAUCAGUGACCACGUACACACUGUACAUAUUGAUGAAACUAAUAUAAAAUGGUUUCCGUGAAUAUAAAUGCACAUGAAAUAUUGAUUUAACACACACUGUACUUUCCAUGGGACAAAGAAAUGCAUUUUUAAUAUUUAUACAAUCCAGUAGUGCAGAAUAAUUAUCCUCAGAUCUCUGAUUAUUAGAGAUAUUGAAAGAUACUCCAUUUAUUAUCGUGUAUGACAAAGAAAGGCACCAGUUCCUUACAUUAAAGAAGGUGGAACCAGAAUAUGUUGCUGAUUGUUGCAUCAAAAUAGCCACUGGUUAAUUUUCUAUCAGUGAGCUGACUAAUGGUUGCAGCUCUAGGUUAGUGAAUGGCUUAAUAAGUGAAACACUGAGGGAAUAUGUUCUGGAGGAAUGAUGUUUUCUGCCUCCAACAGAGGAGCUUCUGAUGCUGCUCUGGAGACACUUUACCAAAAGAUCAGUUGUUCACUUUAUGUUAGUUUUUCCUUUAAUUCAUCAGCCAUCUAUCUGCUUUUGCUAGCUGCUGAAGACAUUUCUCAGGAAUUGAAUCUCAGAACUUCUCCUCUGAGAGUGAAUUUAUCAGUAUAUAACAUCACCCAGGGGGUGUGCAGAUGUAUAGCCACUUCUGGUUCAGUAAAAUAAAUACUGUAAUAAGCUAAAGUUCAUUUAAAUCUAACAAACAUUCCACAAGUGAACAAAGGAGUCCUCUGUUAGUGCAACAGCAGGGUUGGUCACAGCUUCAGCUCUUUACUACUGUGGUUCCCAACCUUUUUUGCUUUUAACUCCUUAAUACAAACUAAUAGUUACAUGCAACCCCUGAUAAUAGGAUGCACAAGUUAUUAGAAGUGUAAUUGAAGAGUGAUUUUCCCUCACAAAUUGCUUAGUUUAAAUGAAUUUUAGAGGUAAAGGACUCAGUGUUUCACAAGAAGGAACCAAAGAUAAAAGGCUGACAAUAAGAAUAAUAUUAAUCAUAAUAAUA